AUGAAUGAAGAAAAAGAAACGGCGAACUCUAGUCCUCUGGGGCGAUGGGAGGCGCUCUUCCGCGAGCAGUCCGAGAUAUUUCAUUCGGCUAUAACUCGCGCCGUAGCGCUUGAGGCCGAAGUGAAAGAGCUUCGGCGGGAGAAUGCGGUCUGGAAGAACGCUCACAAGAAAUCCGAGGAUGACCACGAAGUUACCAAGAGGAUAGUCUCGCGUCUGGAGAGGAAUAUGGACGCGAUAAAGGACAAUAAUCCAUUGCUCGUCUGCCUCAUAGAUGGCGACGGCACGAUAUUCGCCCAAGACCUCCUAAUGGCCGGUCGCAACGGAGGCCGCCAAGCUGCGUCACUCCUGAAUCAGGGCCUUAUGAACUACAUCGCCGGCCUCGACGAUAAUUUACCGCCUCGCUGCCAAGUGUGGCUCAGCAUCUAUUGCAACAAGAAGGGUCUUACGGACACUCUCGUCAACAACAAUGUCUGCUCGUACGAGCAAUUCGAGGAGUUCUAUCAUGGCUUCAACCAAGCGUCGCCCAUGUUCUCUAUCGUCGAUGUGGGAUAUGGCAAAGAGGCUGCCGACGCCAAGAUAAAGGAACACCUGCGCGUCUUUACAAAGUUCCCGCAGACAUAUCGAAUCUUCCUCGGAGGUUCGCACGAUAAUGGCUACUCCACUACGAUCAACCACCUUGCCAACGAAGGUUACCUUGAGAAACUUAUCCUUCUCAAAGGCUACAAGAUGCUCGCACAAGAGCUCAGGAGCUUCGAUCUCCCACAAGUCGAGAUACAUGGUCUUUUCAUGACGACGAAGAUGACCGGUAGUGCCGGUCACAAUCGUACUAGGUCAUCAUCACCCACGAAACAAUUGCGCGACGGUCCUAUGAAGAAAUACUUUCCAGACAGCCAACCGCGGACCCCCCUGGGGCAAGUGUUCUCCACCCCUCAGGUGCUGCCCGCCCAACACGACAUUGGUGUGCGUCAGUUUGACCCUGCCAUCCCUCUGAAGAACUAUAAGCCGGCCCCUUGUACUUGGUACUACCUUACGAAAUGCAAGAACGGCAGCCGUUGUCGUUUCGCUCAUGACUAUCAGACAACGCCACAGUUGAAAGCGGCACUUCAGAUCCAUGCGAAGAAGACCCCGUGCUCUUAUGUGGCGAAGAAUAAACCCUGCCCGCAGGGCGACGGAUGUUACAUGGGACAUGUUUGUCCACGCGGACCUACAUGCACCUUCCUUAAGAAUAAGAAGUGCAACUUCACAGGCAAGGACGCGCAUAAAGCGCAGGGUGGUGAUGCGGCAGCCUACGCCUAUAUCGGUUCCAUGCGCAUGCGCAUCAUCGACGAUACUGGUUCGGACGAUGUGGGGUCGUCAGUCGGUUCACCUGGGCCGUCCGACUCCCAGCUUUCAUCGGACUAG
Messenger RNA from Peniophora sp. CBMAI 1063, 1401 nucleotides. The record is from the annotation of a GenBank genome assembly. NCBI's taxonomy places the organism in Eukaryota, Fungi, Basidiomycota, Agaricomycetes, Russulales, Peniophoraceae.